Molecule: messenger RNA, 2680 nt
Organism: Rhineura floridana
Lineage: Eukaryota; Metazoa; Chordata; Lepidosauria; Squamata; Rhineuridae
Gene: SNIP1
Product: Smad nuclear interacting protein 1
Exons: 4
Coding region: 722-1768 (348 amino acids)
Biological process (GO): miRNA processing
Cellular component (GO): nucleus
Molecular function (GO): mRNA binding; protein binding
Source: RefSeq, a predicted model, not a curated record
CCAUGGCGACGGGGACGCCCCGCGGACCGGAAGCCAGGCCAGCCCGCGGAGAGGCGGCGCGUGCGCAGUAAGAGUGCCUCUUUCCUCCCACACGGGCCGCUUCCCUUGCUGCCCUCCCCCGAAAAAGUGCACUGAAAGCGGCUCGCAAAGAGGAGACCCACUUAAACGCCCCCAGUCAGCAAGACAGAGGGCCGAGAAGCCACCACUGGGGAGGCCCCCCUCCUGCCGCCGCAUGAGGACCUCGGGGCAGGGGAGCUCCCAACAGAAGGGGCCCUUCUGCGUCUGAUUAACGGCCACGACGACGACGACGCUGCUUCUGCCGCCCCCUCCUCCUCCUCUCUCUGCGGCCCCGCAAGAGGCAACUCCCCUCUUCCCAGGCCGGGGACCCCGGCGUCAGGCCGCUGCGAGGUGUCGUGGCAGCCGCUGAAGAACCGGAUUGCCCGCGCCCGCCGUUGCCGAGAAGGGUUGCGGGGCCUGCUGGGCGGUGGCCCCGCGACGCCGCACCAACUCCUUUACGGGCGGGCCACGCGCCCUCGGCCUCCACUGUUCCGGCGCUCGAGAAGGACAGCCGCCUCCCUUCGCUUCGGCCGCUAGGGGCGCGUGCCUAGCUCCGCCCACGAGGCGGCCGGCGGGCCAUAGGGUGCGGUGGGGGAAGGGCUUCCGGGUGGUGAGCCCGGAAGCAGGAAGAAAGGAGGCCGGAGCGCUGUCUGCUGCCGCUGGAAUGGAGGGGCCGGAGCGGAGGCGGCAGCGGCGGAGCCGGACGAAGAAAAGGGCGGAACGGAGACCGCGCGGGAGCCGCUCGCCCCCGGGAAGCGCGGGGACCUCCAGGUCAGAGUCAAAAAGGGAAAACAAGUCCUCAAACAAAAGAAGCAAAUCUCCCCGAGAGAAAAGAAGCCGAAGUCCGCAUCAUGUGAUAGCUAAAGUAAAGCAGGAGCGAGAGGAGCACUCUCAGAGGGGACAUGAGGAACGUCAGUAUCGAGACCACUCUGAGCUGGAUCGUAGGUGGGAAAGUAGCGGUGACCGAGACAGACACCGGGACCAUUCACGCCGAAGGAAGUCCAAUAGAGGUCGGCCUGCGAGCUAUGAAAGGGAAAGGGACGCUCAUCACCUCCACGAUCAGCAGGUGCAGAGGGAAUUCUAUAACGAGCAACGGCGUGAGCACCGUGAGCAGAUAGAAGCAAGUGGCGAUGAGGAGAAUCGAGGGGCAGGGGGCCCCAACAGCAUCAGUGCCAACAAAGAGCCAGGUAAUAAAGAGAAGCCAAGCUUUGAACUGUCUGGUGCACUUUUGGAGGAUUCCAAUACUUUCCGUGGUGUCGUGAUCAAAUAUAGUGAGCCCCCAGAAGCACGGAUCCCAAAGAAGCGGUGGCGUCUUUAUCCUUUUAAGAACGAUGAGGUUCUCCCCGUCAUGUACAUUCACAGGCAGAGUGCCUAUCUGCUGGGCAGGCACCGACGCAUUGCCGAUAUCCCUAUCGACCAUCCCUCUUGCUCCAAACAACAUGCUGUCUUUCAGUACCGGCUUGUGGAAUACACCCGCCCUGAUGGCACCAUGGGCCGGAAGGUAAAGCCCUACAUUAUUGACCUUGGCUCAGGCAAUGGCACGUUUCUGAAUAAUCAGCGCAUUGAGCCUCAGCGUUACUAUGAACUGAAAGAGAAGGAUGUGCUGAAAUUUGGGUUCAGCAGCAGAGAGUACGUUCUUCUCCAUGAGUCAUCAGAUACCUCAGAGGUGGACCAGAAGACAGAGGAGGAGGAAGAAGACGAAUCUACCUGACAGUCAGUCAGUGGCUGUACUGAACCUUUUGCUGCAGCUGAGCUGGAACAUUGCUGAGCUGAUGCCUCUCACUGCCUUAAAAUCUGCUUAAGAUCUUUUACUGGUCACAUUAUUUUGGGAGCUCGUGACACUCCCUGAGUGGAUGGUUAUGGGCAUUGAGGUAAAGCCAACUGUUGCUUUUCAGAUGCUUCUGGUUAAUUGCACGGUGACAGAAAGUAAUGGUGCGUUUGAUGCCUGGCUGGUAUAGCAGCUCUAUUACUGGAGUUUUUCAAUGUAUAUUUUAAUUUAAGAUAAGACCCUGAAGGAACAAAACACACUGUACAAAACAGGGCCAUUUCCAAACAAACACAUUUUCCUUUGUGUGUGUGUGUGUGUGCUUGCAGACUGCUUUAAAAAAAUAGAUGCUACUUAUUUUUUUAAGUAGACUUUUGAAAGGAACCCUGGUGGAUGUUCUGUAAAAUCUUUAGCUGUUUGAUUCUUUCAUGUAUUGCGGUAAAAGAUACUGCAAAAAUUUGUGACGAUUCCUAAAAUUUGUGUAGGCAAUUUUGCAUCAAAAUAAGGGAUGUACUUCCCUGGAGCGGAGUCUGAGGGGGAAGAACGUUUCCAGUAUCUUCUGUAUGGCUUUUUUACUGCUGAGGGGAAGGGAGGGUUGUUUCUCAGGCAUCUAUAUUUCCCCACGAAAAUAUUUUUUGCUUAACAUGGUGUAUAGUUUCCAACAAAACAUUAAAGUAAGUAGUUUCUUUUCUUUAAACAUGGAUGCUGCUCUUUCUUUCUCACUAAUAGCAAGAGGCAGGCAGCAUAUUAAUGCUGGGGGAGGGGAGGUGGAAGAGCUUUUUGGCACAGAUUUCAGUAGCUGUAGUUUUAUGUUAAACUGCCUUAAAAUAAAAAAGACAACUUGUUUAUUGCACCACA